Molecule: messenger RNA, 1143 nt
Organism: Hydractinia symbiolongicarpus
Lineage: Eukaryota; Metazoa; Cnidaria; Hydrozoa; Anthoathecata; Hydractiniidae
Exons: 8
Coding region: 103-798 (231 amino acids)
Source: RefSeq, a predicted model, not a curated record
UCUUAAUUACCGAAAAGCUGCUACGAUAAUCAGUUUCGGUAUACAGUAUAAAAGCAAUAAAAUUGUUUGAAACAUAUCUCAACACACGGCUUACUUGUUACAAUGAAGAUACGGGCCAUUAUCGUGUUGGGUGCAUGUCUAAUUCUCACUGCAACAUGUUUGGAAAGAACAGAAGAUAAGAAUGAUGUGAAAAGUACAUCAGAUUUGAACGAAAUUGAUGAAGAUGAAGAUGUCAUGGAACAAAACAAAGAUACCACAGACGAUGAAAACGCGAUAGAAGAAGAUGAGAACACUGACAGCAUGGAUAAUGAAGAUGGUAAUGAUGAAGUUGAUAAUGAUGUUGAUGUUGAUGUUGAUGAAGUUAGCAUGAACGAUCCUAUACGAAAAAGAAGAAGAUCGCCUAGACGCUUGGACGGAAGAAAAGUUUUUGCAUAUUACAAAAAACGAUACUAUCGACCAAAAAAUGCAGAAAUGAACGAUCCUAUACGAAAAAGGAGAAGAUCGCCUAGACGCUUGGACGGAAGAAAAGUUUUUGCAUAUUACAAAAAACGAUACUAUCGACCAAAAAAUGCAGAAAUGAACGAUCCUAUACGAAAAAGGAGAAGAUCGCCUAGACGCUUGAACGGAAGAAAAGUUUUUGCAUAUUACAAAAAACGAUACUAUCGACCAAAAAAUGCAGAAAUAAACGAUCCUAUACGAAAAAGAAGAAGAUCACCUAGACGUUUGGAUAGGAGAAAGGUUUGGAGAUAUUACAAGAAACGGUAUUAUCGACCACAAAAUGCAGAAACAACGGAGUAAUACUGCAAAAUCGAUACGAUACAUCAAGCACAAACGAUAAAAUUAAUAUCGAGUACGAUUGUUAUUUAAUUUGACCCAAUUUAUUACUUAACCUUCGCACAGUUUUCAUAAUUUUAACACCAUACACAUUUUUUAGCAUACCAUGUCUGAGAAUGACAAAACAUAAUUUGAUGCUCAGUUUCAUUGCUGGAUUUUCGAAAUUUUUAAACAGAAUCGUGUAAUUUUUCCAAAAAUAAUUAUUCUUCUUUUCAUUCUUUUCCAUAUUUUUUCAAAAUAUUAAAUUGUUUUUUUGUAGCUAUAAUUUUUAAGCAUUUUUCAUUCAUAGAAUAUUUACAUUAAAAGGGC